Molecule: messenger RNA, 4561 nt
Organism: Bombina bombina (fire-bellied toad)
Lineage: Eukaryota; Metazoa; Chordata; Amphibia; Anura; Bombinatoridae
Gene: LMTK2
Product: lemur tyrosine kinase 2
Biological process (GO): protein phosphorylation
Molecular function (GO): ATP binding; protein kinase activity
Source: RefSeq, a predicted model, not a curated record
AGAGGAUGUCACUCAACAUGGCGGCCGGUGUAUGGUGAGGCUGCCUAGGAGACUGCGGCGGUGUUUUGUGGCCCGGUUACCGAAUCGCUAUGAGCAAGCCGAGGAUUAUGCUGGCAGGGAGGUUCCGGAGGAGGCUGUGGCGGGCGCUGUGUGACGGCGGAGGGCAGCUGUGACGAGACGUGUCGGUGUUCGUGUUUAUAUACAUUACAGCUAUUUCCCCCCCACCGAGAAUUCUGAGGCACCGCCGUAUUACUGGGCCGGCAACCCCCUCACAGACCUCGGCCUAACCUAGUCAUGAGGCGAUACGGCCUGCUUCCCUGGGUGCUGGUUCUGCUGUCAUUAUGGGGAGGACAAGCGGCACCACUUCCUGAAACAGGUGCAGGCAAAGUUGCUAAUAAUGAUGUACCCAUAUCGUUCGUUUUGCUGUCUGUAUGCAGUUUUAUUGCCCUGGUCGUUCUCCUUAUAAGCUGUAUAUCCUGUUGCAAAGAGACCGAAAUAGACUUCAAGGAAUUUGAAGAUCAUUUUGAUGAUGAAAUUGAGUUUACACCUCCAGCUGAAGAUACCCCUUCUAAUCAGUCUCCGGCAGAUGUUUUCACAUUAACUGUUCCAACUGUAUCUCUGUCUGUCCCAUCUCAUCUACAGUCACCUCAAGAUUUAUCAAGAUCCCAAAUAUCUCGAAGAAGUCUAAGCUACAUUCAGGAAAUUGGAUAUGGUUCGUUUGGGAAGGUAUUGCUGGGAGAGGUCUACAAGGAAGACAGUGUGGCAAGAGUUAUAGUGAGAGAAUUAAAUGCGAGCGCCAACUCCAAAGAACAGGAACAAUUUUUAAAAAAUGGAGAGCCAUAUAGUUCUCUUCAUCACCCAAACAUUGUGCAAUGUCUCGGGCAAUGUGUGGAAGCCGUGCCGUAUCUCUUGGUGUUUGAGCUGUGUGAAUUGGGUGACCUGAAAACCUAUUUAAGCAAGGAGAGAGAAAAGAUAACUGGAGAUUCAGAAAUUAUGUUACUUCAAAGAAUGGCAUGUGAAAUAGCUGCUGGACUUGCCAUAAUGCACAAACAUAAUUUUGUGCACAGUGAUUUCGCUUUACGAAACUGUUUUGUUACAUCUGAUCUAACCGUAAAAGUAGGAGAUUAUGGAAUAGGAUUUAGCCGGUACAAGGAGGAUUACAUGGAAACUGAACAGAAGCUUAUUCCUAUUAGAUGGACUGCUCCAGAAUUGGUGACAAGUUAUCAGGAUAGGUUGAUCGUGGCAGAUCAGAAUAGGCCUAGUAAUAUUUGGUCUCUAGGUGUUACUCUUUGGGAACUUUUUGAUUAUUCAGCCACACCAUAUGAAGACCUCGCUGAUGGUGAAGUCUUAAUUCAUGUCAUUAAAGAAAAAGAGAUUAAACUUCCCAAACCACAAUUAGAGCAACCAUAUGCAGACAGAUGGUUUGAAGUUUUGCAGUUCUGCUGGCUACCUCCAGACAAAAGACUCACUGCAGAAGAAGUCCAUAGACUACUGACAUACCUUCGUAUGCAAAGCCAAAGGGAAACUGAAGCUGACUUUGAGCAACGCUGGAAUUCUUUAAAGCCAAACACAAAUAAUCGGCAAGCAUCUUCAAAUCUAGCGUUCCCUAUCUUGGAGCACUUUACUGCAGAUGAAAUAAGCCAUGAACUGGAUGAAAUUCUUACUGUAACAGAAACUAGCCAGGGACUCAGCUUUGAGUAUGUGUGGGAGGCAGCCAAAGAAGAUCAUUUUGAAGAACACAGUCAUACAGACCCUGAUACUGCAGUGAACUAUAAUAAUAUAUUUUUCCCUGUGCCUGUAAAUGUUUUUCAAAAUACAGUUUCUGACCUUGGUCAAGGCCUGCAAGAACAUGUUGGGGGAGAUGAUGCCCUUACUGUUCCCGAGGUAGUGCCAGUCUUUGAUGCUCAUAAUGUUUCUGUUGCUAAUGAAUAUUAUAUUCAGUUGGAGGAGCAAGGUGAAAGCAGGUUGGACUUUGAUCACUGUUCCAAUAAUCCCAGGGAACUUAAAGAUGGAAACUUGCAAUUCAUUGCUCUCUGUGACCUCCGUUCUGCAGAAUCCAUGAAGGACAUGGAUACUGGUUCAGAAGAACCUGAAUGCAAUAAUCCAGAGUAUUUGCAUGUUUCCAGUUGUUUAGAUUUUCCAUUGCAAAAUGUGGUAAACCAGUCAGGAAAAUGGGCUCACCUUCCUGUGGAAAAAGAUGUUCUUUCUGAGCAUGAAUCAAAUCUUUUUUUAGGACUUGAUUCUUUUCACACACAUUCAAAAAUUCAGCCUCUCGAAGAUGGUUUAAAGCAUGGGUUUGAAACAGAAACAUUUAUUUUAGGAAAUCUGGAUGAAUAUAAUGUUGGAAUACCAAGCUUAAAAGAACUUUCUGAAAACUUCUCAUUUCUGAAAGAGAAGAAUUUGUUAUCAAAUGGUCUGUUUAGCAAACAAAAUGUAUAUGAACAGGCAAAUAAACCUCUAGUCAAGUCAGAGAAUAUAUUUGAGACUUCACAGACACACAGUUUGGAUAUUGAACUCAAGUUAGCAGAGCUAAAUUCAUCUCUUCAUGUUAUGUCCAAAUCAAAUCACUCACAUGACCUUGAAGUAUCAGAACAUGAGGAAAAGCUAAAUAUCCCUGCGUUUUUAUCAACCUCUUCUAAGUCACAUGUUUUAGAAGACCACACAUACGAUCCUUUUAAUGUGCUCACAGACCUAUCCAAUGACAAGCAAACUAUCCAAGAGACUGAAAGCAUCUCUGCCAUCAACAUUAUAAACAAAGUGCUGGCAGAUGAUGAAGGCAUGCAAAAUAAAAAUGUUGAUUUAUGGAACCAUAUUACUUUGCCCAACAGUAGAGAUUUGUACACAUCAUAUGAUAGUGAAGUUAGCUUUAUACAGCCAAACCAAGAAAUAGCUGAUAAUGUUUUGAAUAAUCAAGGGUGCCUUGUCUCUACAGGUAAGCCUUCAGAGUCAGAUGCAGACAAAUCUAUAUGUAAAAGUACUUCAAGCACAGUUAUUGUAACACCUGCUGUAUCAUCAGAUUCAACAAGUCAAGACAGCAUGUUGGAAGAUAGUUUUAUAAAUUCGACUCAGUCUUUGCCUCCAUCAGUAGGAACUCCUGACUCCAUAGACUCUCUUGAUGUUCAAAAUGUGUUGCAGUCCCUAGAGAUAGAGGGUGUCCAGAAAUGUAUGCAGGGAGAUAAACCUGCAGAUAGUGGAUAUGAAACAGAAAACUUGGAAUCUCCAGAGUGGACAUCACAAACUAAUAGUCCUAACAAUCUGAAUGAGGAUAAUAAAAUUACUCCUAAACUGAUCACUCCAGUUAUAAUAAUAUCAGAUGCUAGUAUUGCAGACUUUGAAGGAAAUGAUCCCGAUAUUAUCAUUCAAAAAUCCAAAAAUUUAGGUCAGAAUUCUUAUCGAGACUCUGCAUACUUCUCAGAUAAUGAUUCUGAACCUGAAAAGAAAACAGAAGUAACUGUGCCAGAACUGCCAACCUCAUUGCCAUUAACUGUUAUAGUCAAUAAAUCACUUGAUUCUGGAAAAACAUUAGAUGAACAGACUAAUGAAACUACUUUAAUCAAAACCAGCACAAGCAUUCCAGUAAUUCUUUCUCAGGAUGAAGGGAACAUUCAUCCGGUUGAAUGGAAUGAAACAACAUCUUUGAGUUCAGAAAAUGAUGAGGUACCUUCCCCUACUCUUCCUAACUUUGAUAACGGUGAGCCAGAAAAGGAUUCUGACUUAUUUUUGUUAGAAGAUGAUGAGGAGGUUGUUAAUCCUUUUGGGCCUUCAGAAGUUGUCUGGUCAAAAGAUGCAGUCCGCGAGAUGUCAUUCAUUAGUUACAAUGAAGGGCAAAAAUUGAAAGAACCAGAUAUGGAGGGGAAAUAUCUUGGUAAGCUUGAUUCUUCUGGCUUGAUUGAUUUAUCAGAAGAUGGGGACGAUGCUGAUGAAGAAGAUGAAAACAGUGAGGAUUCUGAUGAUGAUGAUAUAAGAGCAUUUAAUCUUCAUAGCUUUAGUUCUGAUAGUGAAGAUGAAAUAGUGCAUCCUGUUCCAGUUAUUCAUAUAGAAAAAGAUGAUGGGAAAAACCUGAAAAGUUUAAUUAAAACUACUAAACUGACAUCAACAAAUAGAUUUUCUAUCAAUCAAAAAAAAAGCAGAAAAGCUGUGAGCUUCUUUGAUGAUGUUACAGUCUAUUUAUUUGAUCAGGAAACACCAACCAAAGAUCUUGGCACCCGAACCUUGGAUACAAACAACCAUGUUCCAGGCCGCCACAGCCCUGCGUCACCAUCUGGUCCAGGUUACCUUCAUAGAAUUACAAACUCUGAGAGCUCCACUGAUGAAGAAGGUGGCGGCUUUGAAUGGGAUGAUGAUUUCUCCUCUCCUGAGCCUUCAUAUUUAGCCAAACCUACAAGUCUAAUCAGUCAAAAACUUUCUCUAAAUCCUUCAAAAUACUUCUCGCCGCCUCCUCCCUCCAGGAGUCCUGAGCAAAACUGGACAAAUUCUUCUUACUCCAGAUUCUCCAUUUCACCUGCAAAUAUAGCAAGCUUCUCCCUUACUCAUUUAACCGACUCUGAUAUAGAACAAGGAG